AUGGCUCUGCUGUCUAAGAGGGAAAUCAUUGAAUCUAGGCCUAUUGGCGACGGAUUGAAUGCAUUCCGCGACGAGUUCGUAUCGACUUGCAGAAGUUCGGGACAAAUGACUGUAUCUAACCGUGAAUCUGCCCUUCAGAACCUUUGCAUCUGCCUAAUACUGGCAUUGAAGGCCCUUCCCGCUUCCCGCGCCUUGCCCCUUGUGGUUGGCGCCCACAAAAACCUAUUUAAUGAUUUAUCCAGGUUAAGCUCGAGUAUCAACUCCAAUGAAUUCAACCUCGAGCGACUUCUGCCCUUAUUAAUCGCGGCAUUCAACACCGCGGCGGAAACCACGCGCCCACCGUGCGUCGAGCAAACGCCGUAUUCCUGUUCUACAAGCAUGAUCUCGAAUUCGCAUGAACGCCGGGAUGACAUAGGCCCUGUGCUGAAGGAGGAACUAGGCUCAAUAUACACGGAUGUACUUGGAUUUGAGGAGGCCUUCUUUGGAGGAGUGAAAGAUCUGGAGAAAGCCGGCACUGCUAUCUUCCAUAGAUCCAUUGAGGGAGAUGAUCCUCUAUACAGGGAAACAGCUGGCUGGCGUGACUGGCCUCAAUCUGCAGAGGAAAAGCAGGCCCUGGAUUGGCUAGUCAAGAUGGUUUUGCCCCGAAAAAUCAACGCAAGGUUUUAG
This is a messenger RNA of Aspergillus pseudonomiae, 666 nucleotides long. RefSeq lists its product as uncharacterized. Bases 1 to 666 code for a protein of 221 amino acids. Lineage: Eukaryota; Fungi; Ascomycota; Eurotiomycetes; Eurotiales; Aspergillaceae. The transcript has 4 exons. The record is from RefSeq and is a predicted model, not a curated record.